Molecule: messenger RNA, 1354 nt
Organism: Xiphophorus maculatus (southern platyfish)
Lineage: Eukaryota; Metazoa; Chordata; Actinopteri; Cyprinodontiformes; Poeciliidae
Product: C-type mannose receptor 2-like
Exons: 7
Coding region: 1-1008 (335 amino acids)
Source: RefSeq, a predicted model, not a curated record
AUGGAAAACAUUCUUCUGUGGCUCUUCAGUGCAUCAGCUCUGGGCUCCGUCUGCUCUCUCCCUGUACGUCAGUACCACUUCAUCUAUGACCCAAAGAACUGGACCGAGGCGCAGAGUUACUGCAGGCAGCGCUACACGGACCUGGUCACUGUGGACAGUCUGAACAUGGUGACCAUGCUGAACGGCAUGGCAGACGUCAGAUCAAUAUUCAAAGCAGGCAGAUGUUUGGAUGUGGCUGUAAGUCGUUCUGUCCGACAGGCCUGGAUCGGUCUGUACUUUGAUGUGAUCAGCUGGAGAUGGUCGCUGUCAGACGGAGGUUUCUACAGAGCAGAUGGAAACUACAGAUACUGGUCAGCUGGUGAGCCAAACAGCGCCUGGUACACAGUGGACUGCACUCACAUGUAUGAUAAUGGAUACUGGAACGACGCUCCCUGCCAGUGGCUUUAUGGAUUCAUCUGUGCCAACACCAGCGGACAGACCGCAAAAUUUUUCUACAUCAGCACAUCAAUGAACUGGACCGACGCUCAGAGCUACUGCAGGCUGCACUACACAGACCUGGCCAGCGUCAGGAGCCUGCAGGAGAACGAGCAGAUAAGGACUGCGAGGCCUGCAGGUCUGACCGUCUGGAUCGGUCUCUACAAAGACACCUGGAAGUGGUCCAACGGAAACCUGUUCCUGUUUUCCUACUGGGCAUCAGGAGAGCCUCAAGGUGGGGUGGAAAACUGCACCGUGGCAAACUUCAGACUCUCCGGUCAGUGGGAGGACUGGCCAUGUGGCUUAGAGAAGACCUUCGUCUGCUACCAUGACACUGAACCUUUCACACGACACACAGUGAAGGUGAAGCUGGUGGGAAACUCGGCUCUGGGUCUGAACGACCCUGCAAUCCUGGAAAACCUGCUGAAGGAGCUCCAGCAGAAGCUGCAGGACCAGGCAGUGAAGGCUGAGAUCAGACUGAGCUGGAAGAACCAGCCUGAUGGGAAGAUCUUUUACACCGAGAAGCAAAAUUAACCCAAAGUUUCUCCAGAUGAGAAAUUUGAAUUUUAUUUUAAUUACCGGAGGGACAAGUAAUACAUAAAUAAAGAAAUGAUAUAGUAUGAAGGUUUAGAGGUGAAAACAAAGCUUUUAGUUUAGCAGCUGUAGAUAAAAACAUUUUUUUAUUAUAAAUUACUUUAAAGCAGAUUUGGGUUCAUCAGUUUGUUUCUCUGUUAAUGUCACUGGAUAUGUGUUGGUUUAUCUGCUAUGAAAUUAAAGAUAAAGUCUUAAAAUAUUAAAACUUUAUAUUAUACCUAACAGUUUACAUGAUAGUAAGAUUUUAAUCUCUCCCAUAAUAUUCCCCUAACAAUAACUCCUUUUU